Molecule: messenger RNA, 669 nt
Organism: Rosa chinensis
Lineage: Eukaryota; Viridiplantae; Streptophyta; Magnoliopsida; Rosales; Rosaceae
Product: probable cysteine protease RDL3
Exons: 2
Coding region: 55-645 (196 amino acids)
Biological process (GO): proteolysis
Molecular function (GO): cysteine-type peptidase activity
Source: RefSeq, a predicted model, not a curated record
UUCUCUCUUAUUCUUCUAUUUCUUCUCCCUUUUCGAUCUCUUUGAAAUCCAAGAAUGGCUAUUGUUCAAAAUAAAAUAGUAAUGUUGGUCAUCACCAUCAUGCUCGGGACUUUCAUGCUCGGGACUUUGGCAAUUACAUCAGACCAAGUACUACCAUCUGAAAAAUACAAGAAAUCCACGAUCAAUAUUACGCAAAAGUUUGAAGAGUGGAUGGUCGAGCAUAAUCGUUUCUACUCCAAUAAUUCAGAAAAGGAGAAGCGUUACGAAAUAUUCAAGAAAAACUACGAGCGAAUGCGAGCCAAGUAUAAUAAUACUGAACCUGAGCUGAACAUAUUUGGUGAUAAAACCGAGGAUGAACUCCCCAAAGGUGGCAUGAAAAUACCGAAGAUUCCUUACUGUUCUUUGUUUCAUUAUUUUGUUCCUGAAUACAAAAUUUCGGUAUAUGAAGGAGCUGUAAGAAUUAGACGGCAACAUGGCGGGCAGAUGCUUUAUGUGGAUAAGCCAUAUGAAGAUGACACAGACGGGACUGAGGAAGAUGACAUAGACUUCUGGUUAGUGAAGAAUUCUUGGGGCACGACCUGCGGUAGAAAAGGUGGAUACUUCCGAAUUAAAAGAAAUGUGGAUAAGCCAGGUGGUUUUAUGUAACAUUGGCCUUCCUUCCCGUUCAUC